Trypanosoma theileri is the source of this 981-nucleotide messenger RNA. RefSeq lists its product as uncharacterized. Lineage: Eukaryota; Euglenozoa; Kinetoplastea; Trypanosomatida; Trypanosomatidae. Bases 1 to 981 code for a protein of 326 amino acids. The transcript has a single exon. The record is from RefSeq and is a predicted model, not a curated record.
AUGGCGGACGACCGCAAUGAACUCGUUGAGAAUGUGGUACGCAUGCAGCUUUCAAGCCCGAACUUUGCAGAGUACUGUGUAGCACACGUCACUGAUCCCAAACACCGAUUUCUUUUUAUAGAUGACAACAACAACACAGAGAGACGUCUGUACGUUCGUCUAUUGCAGGAACAACAACAACAUGUAAACAAGAAUAGCCAUACAGCACCCCUGCAGACGGCAGGGGGUUUAUUGGCAGAUCAGAAUAAUAAUAAUAAUAAUAAUAAUAAUAAUAAUAAUAAUAAUAAUAAAACUGCCAUGUUGUGGUCAUCGUUACUUGAUUACUUCGCAUCGCCUAAUGGCGUGCACGGUCCACACAUGCCGCACAUGUUCCGCAGCGAGCGGGAUCUCACCGCCUUUCUGGAGAUGCUGCAGCUCGUUGAACACAGUCCCGACUGCAGAGAGCGGGUCGUGCAGUACAUGAUGCAGCGACUGCCCAUGACAGAGACAUUUCUGUAUACAUUGUGGUAUCUCUGCGAUGCGCAGGUGCACACCGCGGGGAAAUCAAAACAAAUACGGAAUGUGAAGGAUAUUCCUUUGGGCUCUAAUAACCUUCCACCUACAAAUAGCACCACCGCUGACACGAGUGAAUUACCCAAUCCUCAUACAAAUAAUAAUAAUAAUAAUAAUAAUAAUAAUAAUAAUAAUAAUAAUUCCUGUGGAAGUACAGCCACGACCGGUGAUGAUAAGGCGCUGCAGUCGGCGGCGACGUUUUUAUUUCUGGCGAAUGCGCUGCUGCUCGAGCACGAGGCGGUGGAGCGGCCGGGGCGAUAUCGGGCCGUAUUUAAUGCGUACAUCCCCCGCAUGGUCGAACUUCUCGCCGGCACCGCCCCGCGGUCAUCGCAGGUGGCGCUUUAUGUGCAGAAGGCCGUCAACGUGUGGGCCAUAGACGGCACCUUCACCGGCGACACCCUGCAGCGCAUGCAAACAGCCGUGGGAUAG